This is a messenger RNA of Capsella rubella, 774 nucleotides long. Its product is annotated as photosystem I reaction center subunit II-1, chloroplastic. Lineage: Eukaryota; Viridiplantae; Streptophyta; Magnoliopsida; Brassicales; Brassicaceae. Gene Ontology annotation, biological process: photosynthesis. The transcript has a single exon. The record is from RefSeq and is a predicted model, not a curated record. Gene Ontology annotation, cellular component: photosystem I; photosystem I reaction center. The coding region runs from base 58 to 666 and encodes 202 amino acids.
AUUAACCAAAUCUGCUCGCUCAUUAGACAAACAAGACACAACAAAAAAAAAAUAGAGAUGGCAACUCAAGCCGCCGGGAUCUUCAUCACUACCGCCGCUACCUCCGGCGUCAAGAAACUCCACUUUUUCCCAACAACCCACCGUCCCAGAUCCCUCUCCUUGGCCAAAACCUCGAUCCGCGCCGAGAAGACAGAUUCAUCCGCCGCAGCCCCCGCCGUGAAAGAAGCUCCCGUGGGAUUCACGCCACCGCAGCUAGACCCAAACACGCCGUCUCCGAUCUUCGCUGGAAGCACCGGUGGUCUUCUACGCAAAGCGCAGGUGGAAGAGUUCUACGUUAUUACAUGGAACUCACCGAAAGAACAGAUCUUUGAGAUGCCGACAGGAGGUGCAGCGAUCAUGAGGGAAGGUCCGAAUCUGCUGAAGCUAGCGAGGAAAGAACAGUGUUUAGCUUUGGGGACAAGGCUUAGAUCCAAGUACAAGAUUAACUACCAGUUUUACAGAGUGUUCCCCAACGGUGAGGUUCAGUAUUUGCAUCCUAAAGAUGGUGUUUACCCUGAGAAGGCCAACCCUGGAAGAGAAGGUGUUGGUCAGAACAUGAGAUCUAUUGGUAAAAACGUUAGUCCCAUUGAAGUUAAGUUUACUGGCAAACAAAGUUAUGAUUUGUAAGUUGUCAAAACUCUAAAAAAAAAAAUUAAGACUAUUGUGCAUGUUGUGAUGAUGACUCUGUUUCAUUGUUAAUUUUUAAUCGACCUUUGUUUUAAUAUUUCUUCUUGU